AUGUCAGACUGCGGUGUCAUCAGCUCCUUCUUGGGUAUAUCUGCUCAGUUCAAUGAGAAAGGAUUAUUUCUCAAUCAAACACGGUAUGCUCAGGAGAUCAUUGAGAAGGCUGGAAUGCAAGAGUGUAAACCGUGCGCUACACCGGUGGAUUUAAAAUCAAAACUUGCGGAAGAAACAGGUGAUAAAGUGAAAAAUCCAACAGAAUAUAGAAGUCUGGCUGGUGCUUUACAGUAUUUGACAUUCACAAGACCGAAUAUCUCUUAUGCAGUUCAACAAGUGUGUUUGUUUAUGCAUGAUCCUAGACAACGACAUCUCACUGCCCUAAGACGAAUCAUCCACUAUAUACAAGGAACAAAGACACAAGGGUUACAACUACUCAAGAAGCAAAAGACAAUAAUGACAGUGUACUCAGAUGCUGAUUGGGGUGGCUGUCCAAGCACAAGACACUCAACUUCUGGCUUCUGCGUUUUCCUUGGUGACAAUAUGGUUUCCUGGAGCGCGAAGAGACAACCCACAGUAUCGAGGUCCAGGCAGAGGCAGAGUACAAAGGAGUUUUCAAUGCGGUUUCAGAUGCUUGUUGGAUACGUAACCUCCUUCUUGAAAUGGGAAGGCCACUAG
Molecule: messenger RNA, 618 nt
Organism: Brassica oleracea var. oleracea
Lineage: Eukaryota; Viridiplantae; Streptophyta; Magnoliopsida; Brassicales; Brassicaceae
Exons: 1
Coding region: 1-618 (205 amino acids)
Source: RefSeq, a predicted model, not a curated record